Nerophis lumbriciformis (worm pipefish) is the source of this 3327-nucleotide messenger RNA. NCBI's taxonomy places the organism in Eukaryota, Metazoa, Chordata, Actinopteri, Syngnathiformes, Syngnathidae. The record is from RefSeq and is a predicted model, not a curated record.
AUGGUGAAGAAAGGCGGUUUGAGCACUCUGGAAACAUGGCUGAUCGUUCUCUUCGUGGUCAUGACCGGUGUCAGCGUGGGCCUGGUUGUCCUCUACUUUGUUGACAAUGGGGAAGAUUCAGCGACCUUAGGUAAGGGGCCGGACUCAGGCUGCGGCGGUCCGCAACAACUCACGGGAGAGUCGGGCACCUUCACCAGCCGCUUCUAUCCCAGCAGCUAUGACAACGGAAGGAGCUGCUCCUGGCACAUUACUGUGGAUCCCGAUAAGGUCAUCUCACUAUGGUUUGAAGAAUUUGCCGUGGAGGACACGCAACUGUGUAGCGCAGAUGUGGUGACGCUGCGAGAUUCACUAGGAGUGAUUGGCAAAUACUGCGGCUACACCAAACCCAUUCCUGUGGUGACUCUGACCAACCGCCUGACCGUGUACUUUGAUACCAAUGACAGAAAAACAGACCAAGGAUUCAAGGCUCAUUACAAGGCCGUGUCUCCCGAGCGUAUAUCGGAAAUAGCCGGAGCUGGUGGCUUUCUCCAUGGUGACCGGGGGGAUCUGCUGACCCCUGGCUUUCCAGAGCAGAAGUACCCCAAUAGCGCGACAUACCAGUGGAAAAUCACCGUCCCUGAAGGCGAGGGUGUUCGACUGACGUUCACCACUUUUGACCUGAUACCCGAAGUGUGCGGCGACUAUGUACAGGUCUUCGACGAUUCUUCGCUAUUAGGGAAAUUCUGUGGGGGAUCCUUGCCCAAACCGGUGGAGUCUAGCACAAACACCAUGAUUGUGCGGUUCAGAUCGGACAGCACCCAGAACUCUCGAGGGUUCCGUGCCACUUUCACUAAAUCCAGCCUUCCACCUAUCGUCCUCCCCACCACUGUGAAGCCUACGACAACGCCUGAACCCACUACCCCGACACUCCCGCCCACCACCCCGAUUACCGGUGGUCCGGUUAUUCUCAACGGGCGCAAGGGUACUAUCCAGUCCGAGGGAUUCCCAGAUCCGUACCCGCCUUACCAAAACGUCUCGUGGAGGAUAAGCGUACCCAAAGGGUUUCUGGCGAAGCUCCAGAUUACCGAAUUGGCCAUCACGGGGGAACCUUUACAAUGCAAGGACGACAAGCUGAUUGUAUCAGAUGCUUACGGCCCGCUAGGCACGCACUGUGGCUACAUCCUCCCGCCGGUUUUGGUGGCCGCCACCAACGCUUUGUCUGUCUCCUUCUUGUCUGACGGCCGGCUCACCGACAGAGGCUUUUCUGCUAAGUGGGAGGCCGUCUACCCUGAGGAUAUAGCAGAAAUUCAAGGAUGCGGCUUGUCAUCCAAGGAAGAGAUUGGCGUGAUCAAGUCGCACAACUGGCCUAUGAACUACAAGGCCAACGCCGAGUGCAUGUGGAGUGUCGCGGUCCCGUUGGGCAAGAAAAUCACCCUGACCUUUACUCACUUUGACCUGGAGGCCAAAGAUAUUCUGUCAUCGAAGUGCGCUGACAGCGUCGUGGUGUACGAUAUCAACGGCCUGACCAACACUUUGCAUCAAAAACAUGGACCGUUUUGCGGUACCAAAAUCCCUCGAAGUAUCAAGACCAAAGGAAACAAACUGGUGGUUCGGUUCCAUUCAGACCUAUUGAUAGAAGCCAAAGGUUUCAGAGCCUACUGGACUACAAAUCCCAGCCUGCCUGGACCGACUGAGGCGCCUGCUCCGCGUAAUCCUUGGGAUGACAUCAUCAUAGACUGGCCUGCCACAUGCGGCAAACCAGCCAUCCCUCCCUCCAUUAUGUCUCGUAUUGUUAACGGAGAAGAAGCAAGGGCGCAUUCAUGGCCCUGGCAGGUGUCCAUGCAGGUGUGGCCAGCCAGUCAAGCCGAUCCAACUUUCUUCCAUGUAUGUGGUGGCACUCUUAUUCAUAAGAACUGGGUGCUCACAGCAGCUCACUGCUUCAUCAACUAUGCUGAUGAGCUGCAACGCUGGCGAAUGUGUCUAGGCAAGCACAACCUAACCAUCACAGAACCUAGCGAGCACUGCCUAAGCGUGUUGGGCAUCCACCGCCACGAGGCUUUUAGGUACCCAACCGUGCCUACUGUGGAGUUUGAUAUUGCCCUGGUCAGGCUGGAUGGAGAUGCCGAGGUCAGGGACCAGAUCGCCUUCGCCUGCCUACCUUCUCUGGAGGAGAUCCUCCCGGGGGGAAAGAAAUGCUACGCCACUGGCUGGGGGGAUGAGACAGGGGAUUCCCUCAAUGCUAAAGUGGCAGAGACUCUUAACCAAGUAGCAUUGCCUGUGGUACCAUACGACACAUGCAAGCGGAUGGACUACUGGUGGUUCCAGGUGAAGCCCUCCAUGAUCUGCUGCGGUUACACGCUUCCUGAUGAGCUCCAGUCAGUUUGUCAGGGAGAUUCUGGCGGUCCUCUCGUGUGCCAGGACGGUGCUGAAAGUCCCUGGGAAGUCCAUGGAAUCACCAGUUUUGGUCCCAUUGGAUGCAUCAUGAACAAGAAGCCUUCGGUGUUCACCCGAUCAUCUGCAUACCUUCCCUGGAUUAGUAACAUCAUACGCAGGGACAUCUACAAUCGACUUACGUCCGGCUGUGGCGGCGCGAAGGAUUUGACGGGCACAGGCGGCACGUUUUCUUCCAUGGACUUUCCAGAGGGUUACAGCAACAACGCUCAAUGCCAGUGGAACAUUCACGCACCCGCUGGGAAAGUGGUACACCUCCACUUUAGCAACUUCUCUCUGGAGGAGAGCCUAAUGUGUAUGAGCGACAAAGUCAGCAUUGCAGACGCAGCAGGAAGUCUAGGCACCUACUGUAGCCACAUUCCACCAAUGGAUCUGGUGAGUGACGGGAACUCACUUCACAUUUCCUUCUCAUCCAAUGACAAGGUGGUGGACACUGGUUUUACCGCCACCUGGAAGGCGGUGGACCCUUCGGAAGCUCCUUGCGGGGGUACGUUUAGCACCUCCCAGGGUGAACUCACUAGUCCCAACUGGCCCAACGACUACCCAAUCCAAGCCGUGUGUACGUGGAGGAUUCGGGUCCCUGCCGCUGAAAGUAUCUACGUAGAGUUCACACAUUUCGAGCUGCAGGCCGUCAGCGUUAUUGGCGAAUGCGUUGACUAUGUGGAGGUCUUCAGCGGGGGAAGCAUGACGUCACUAGGUCGCUUCUGUGGCUUUGCCCCGCCGCCCAAACUGACCGUGCCAGGUGACAUGGUGGUUAUCCGCUUUCUGAGUAAUGGCGUCAACCGGCAGCAGGGUUUCCGUGGCUACUGGACCACCGAUGCCAAUGUCAUCCCCACUCUACCUCCUCCCACGCCCAACCCUUGGGACAACAUCACCAUCAGUGAGUUUGGAAACUAG